GCAGUGCCAUGGAGGUCCCAGCCCCUGCUGAGGUUCUCGGAGGUCCGGAGCCCCUGAUGCAGUGCACAGCCUGGCUGAAUGCCUAUUUCCACCAGCCCGAGGCUGUCGAAGAGCUCCCCGUGCCGGCUCUUCACCAUCCCAUUUUCCAGCAAGAGUCGUUCACCAGACAGGUGUUAUGGAAGCUGCUGAAGGUUGUGAAAUUCGGAGAAGUGAUUUCUUACCAGCAAUUAGCAGCCCUGGCAGGCAACCCCAAAGCUGCGCGAGCUGUGGGAGGAGCAAUGAGAAACAAUCCUGUCCCCAUCCUCAUCCCGUGUCACAGAGUGAUCUGCAGCAGCGGAGCCAUGGGCAACUACUCCGGAGGACUGGCCGUGAAGGAAUGGCUUCUGGUCCACGAAGGCCACCGGGCGGGGAAGCCAGGCUUGGGAGGGAGCUCAGGACUGGCAGAGGCCUGGCUCAAGAGAGCGGGGGCUACCUCGGGCUCCCUGCCUGCUGGCCGAAACUGAGUGUGUGCAGUAGGAUGAAUGUUUGAGCGACACACACGUGUAACACUGCAUCAGACGUGGGUCGUGGAGGCACCACGUAUUAAAGGAGGUGACAGUGUCCUGGGAA
Molecule: messenger RNA, 609 nt
Organism: Mandrillus leucophaeus (drill)
Lineage: Eukaryota; Metazoa; Chordata; Mammalia; Primates; Cercopithecidae
Gene: MGMT
Product: O-6-methylguanine-DNA methyltransferase
Exons: 3
Coding region: 9-503 (164 amino acids)
Biological process (GO): DNA repair
Cellular component (GO): nucleus
Molecular function (GO): methylated-DNA-[protein]-cysteine S-methyltransferase activity
Source: RefSeq, a predicted model, not a curated record